Molecule: messenger RNA, 1730 nt
Organism: Populus euphratica (Euphrates poplar)
Lineage: Eukaryota; Viridiplantae; Streptophyta; Magnoliopsida; Malpighiales; Salicaceae
Product: wall-associated receptor kinase 2-like
Exons: 3
Biological process (GO): cell surface receptor signaling pathway; protein phosphorylation
Cellular component (GO): plasma membrane
Molecular function (GO): ATP binding; calcium ion binding; protein serine/threonine kinase activity
Source: RefSeq, a predicted model, not a curated record
CAGAAUAUGUGAACAUGUCCGAUGGAAAUCCUUGCUCAGGUUCUGGAUGCUGCCAGAGCUCAAUCCCUAAGGGCCUCAAAUCACUUGAUAUUUCAUUAUUUAGUUUUUACAACUACACGAACGUUUCGGACUUCAAUCUCUGUGGAUUUGCUUUUUUAGUGGACAAGAACUCCUUGAAGAUUUCAGAUUGGCCGCUCUCUCGCAAGCCAAAAUAUGGAAAAGAUGCAUAUACAACAGAUAUUGUGAUUGAAUGGGUAGUUAAAAAUGAGACGUGCGAACAGGCUAAAGCUAAUGCAAGUGCAUAUGCUUGUGGCGCUAAUGCAAAUUGCACCUACCCUGAGAGUGGUCAAGGAUAUCGUUGCUUAUGCAAUGAAGGGUUCGAAGGAAAUCCCUAUCUCGAAGAAGGAUGCCAAGAUAUCGAUGAGUGCAAGGAUCCAGAAAGAUAUCCAUGUCAUGGUAGAUGCAAGAACACCAUUGGGAAUUACAAGUGUCGAUGUCCACUUGGUAUGUAUGGUGAUGGUAAAGUAGGCUGUCAAGGAUUUGGUAUCAUCACACUAAUUACUGCUAUUGGAGCAGCCAUUUUGCUUGUGAUCAUUUGUGUUCUACUGUACCUGAUGUGCGAGAAAAGGAAAAAGGAUAGAAACUUCAGGGAGAACGGGGGAAUGGUUUUGAAGAACCAACGAGUUAGGAUUUUCAGCGAGGCGGAGCUGGAAAAGGCAACAAAAAAUUAUGAUGAUGAUCAGAAACUUGGAGAAGGUGGUUUUGGUUCUGUUUACAGAGGAGUUCUAGCAGACGAUGUCCAAGUUGCAGUCAAGAAGUUUAAAGGGGUAGACAAGGCUCAGAUGAAUGAGGAAUUUCAAAAGGAAAUGGGCGUUGUCUCACAGGUCAAUCACAAGAACGUGGUGAAGCUCUUGGGCCUGUGUUUGGAGACCAAAGUGCCAUUGUUAGUUUAUGAGUUCAUUUCAAACGGAACUCUUUUCAAGCACAUACAUGACAAAACGUCGCAGUUACUAGCUUCCUGGAGCAAUCGUCUGAGGAUAGCAUCAGAGAUUGCCCUUGCGCUUAAUUACCUGCAUUCUCUUGCAGACCCUCCGAUUAUUCAUGGAGAUGUCAAGUCCGUGAACAUACUUUUAGACAACAACUACACAGCAAAGGUUGCAGAUUUUGGAGCUUCAGUGCUGAUUUCUUCAGACCAAACCAUUAUAGCCACAAAAAUACAAGGGACUUGAGGCUACCUGGAUCCAGAGUAUCUCAUGACGGGUAUUUUAACCGCAAGGAGCGAUGUCUUCAGCUUUGGGGUAGUUCUUGUGGAGCUUCUCACGGGAGAAAAGCCAAACUCCAGUUCCAGUUCUGGAGAGAAACGGAACCUGAUUCAACACUUUAUCUCAGCACUGGAAACUAACAAUCUUUUCAGAAUUUUGGAUUUCCAGGCAGCUGAUGAAGGCGAAAUGGAUGAGAUAGAAGCUGUAGCUGAGCUUGCAAAAGGAUGUCUGAAUAGCAUGGGAGUAAACCGGCCGACCAUGAAAGAAGUGUCUGAUGAGCUUUCUAAGCUGAAAGAUCUUCAUCAGAAAUCAUGGGCUCAGCAAAAUAGCGAAGAGACGGACUACUUGUUAGGCGAAUCAUCACAAUCUUUUGGCAAGAAAGAAGGUCAGCCAAUGACUCAUUCUCAGACUGUGAUAUCAUUUGAGAUUCAGAACUACACUGAUAGUAUUUAAAACUGGAGCGAUCGU